Gongylonema pulchrum is the source of this 210-nucleotide messenger RNA. Lineage: Eukaryota; Metazoa; Nematoda; Chromadorea; Rhabditida; Gongylonematidae. The record is from the annotation of a GenBank genome assembly.
AUGGCCCAUAUUGGAGGAUCGGGUGAAAGAGGAGAAAAUUAUCAAUCGAAGCAGGGUAGUAUCAUCAUUCAAAGGUUAGGUCGAGUAACUGUUGUAACAAAUGAGGUAAGGCGAAUCUCUGUACAUUUGGUGAACUGCAUCGCUGAUGAAUGGCGUAAACAACGUUUACGGAUAAGCGUACUUGUAGCCGGUAAACAAAGAUGGAUCUAA